This is a messenger RNA of Lepus europaeus (European hare), 2862 nucleotides long. It is a transcript of the gene DVL2, whose product is annotated as dishevelled segment polarity protein 2. The record is from RefSeq and is a predicted model, not a curated record. Bases 105 to 2315 code for a protein of 736 amino acids. The transcript has 15 exons. NCBI's taxonomy places the organism in Eukaryota, Metazoa, Chordata, Mammalia, Lagomorpha, Leporidae. Gene Ontology annotation, molecular function: frizzled binding. Gene Ontology annotation, biological process: intracellular signal transduction; canonical Wnt signaling pathway. Gene Ontology annotation, cellular component: cytosol.
GUCGCGUCCGCGCUCCGGUCGGGGUUCGAGUGUGCGCAGGCGCGGCGGGGCGCGGAUAGCCCCAGUGGGUGGGCGGCGGAGCCCGGGAGCGCGCGGGCGAGACCAUGGCGGGCAGCAGCACGGGGGGCGGAGGCGUCGGGGAGACGAAGGUGAUUUACCACCUGGAUGAGGAGGAGACUCCCUACCUGGUGAAGAUCCCAGUCCCCGCCGAGCGCAUCACCCUUGGAGACUUCAAGAGCGUUCUGCAGCGGCCCGCGGGGGCUAAGUACUUUUUCAAGUCCAUGGAUCAGGAUUUCGGGGUGGUGAAGGAAGAAAUUUCAGAUGACAAUGCCCGCCUGCCCUGCUUCAACGGAAGGGUGGUAUCCUGGCUAGUGUCGUCAGAUAAUCCCCAGCCUGAGACGGCCCCCCCGGCCCACGAGCCGCGGACAGAACUGGCGCCACCACCCCCACCUUUACCUCCUCUGCCCCCGGAGAGGACCAGUGGCAUUGGGGACUCAAGGCCUCCAUCCUUCCACCCUAAUGUGUCCAGCAGCCACGAGAACCUGGAGCCAGAGACAGAAACGGAGUCCGUGGUGUCCCUGAGGCGGGAGCGGCCCCGCCGGAGGGACAGCAGCGAGCAUGGCGCUGGGGGCCACAGGCCCAGCGGCCCCUCGAGGCUGGAACGCCACCUGGCUGGGUACGAGAGCUCCUCCACCCUCAUGACCAGUGAGCUGGAGAGUACCAGCCUGGGGGACUCGGAUGAGGACGACACCAUGAGCAGGUUCAGCAGCUCCACCGAGCAGAGCAGCGCCUCCCGCCUCCUCAAGCGCCACCGGCGGCGGAGGAAACAGCGGCCUCCGCGCAUGGAGAGGACCUCGUCCUUUAGCAGCGUCACGGACUCCACCAUGUCCCUCAACAUCAUCACAGUCACGCUCAACAUGGAGAAGUACAACUUCCUGGGAAUCUCCAUCGUGGGCCAAAGCAACGAGCGGGGAGACGGAGGCAUCUACAUCGGCUCCAUCAUGAAGGGCGGUGCCGUGGCGGCCGACGGGCGCAUCGAGCCUGGGGACAUGCUCCUGCAGGUGAAUGACAUGAACUUCGAGAACAUGAGCAACGAUGAUGCUGUGCGGGUGCUGAGGGACAUCGUCCACAAGCCCGGCCCCAUCGUGCUGACUGUGGCCAAGUGCUGGGAUCCCUCUCCCCAGGCCUAUUUCACCCUCCCCCGAAAUGAACCCAUCCAGCCGAUUGACCCUGCCGCCUGGGUGUCGCACUCUGCUGCGCUGACUGGCACCUUCCCAGCCUAUCCCGGCUCCUCCUCCAUGAGCACCAUUACAUCCGGGCCCUCCCUGCCUGAUGGCUGUGAGGGCCGGGGUCUCUCCAUCCACACGGACAUGGCAUCUGUGACCAAGGCCAUGGCAGCCCCAGAGUCCGGGCUGGAAGUCCGCGACCGCAUGUGGCUCAAGAUUACCAUCCCCAAUGCCUUUCUGGGCUCGGACGUGGUCGACUGGCUCUACCAUCACGUGGAGGGCUUCCCUGAGCGGCGGGAGGCGCGCAAGUACGCCAGCGGGCUGCUCAAGGCAGGCCUGAUCCGGCAUACCGUGAACAAGAUCACCUUCUCCGAGCAGUGCUAUUACGUCUUUGGUGACCUCAGUGGCGGCUGUGAGAGUUACCUCGUCAACCUGUCUCUGAAUGACAACGAUGGCUCCAGUGGGGCAUCAGACCAGGACACCCUGGCUCCUCUGCCUGGGGCCACUCCCUGGCCCCUGCUGCCCACCUUCUCCUAUCAGUAUCCAGCCCCACACCCCUACAGCCCCCAGCCCCCACCCUACCACGAGCUUUCGUCCUACACCUAUGGAGGGGGCAGUGCGAGCAGCCAGCACAGUGAAGGGAGCCGGAGCAGCGGGUCUACACGAAGCGAUGGGGGGGCUGGGCGCACAGGGAGGCCUGAGGAGCGGGCCCCCGAGUCCAAGUCCGGCAGUGGCAGUGAGUCGGAGCCCUCCAGCAGGGGGGGCAGCCUUCGCCGGGGCGGGGAACCUGGUGGGACUGGUGAUGGGGGUCCUCCCCCGUCCAGGGGCUCCACAGGGGGUGCUUCCAAUCUCCGAGCCCACCCAGGACUCCAUCCCUACGGACCACCCCCUGGCAUGGCCCUCCCGUAUAAUCCCAUGAUGGUGGUCAUGAUGCCCCCGCCCCCACCCCCUGUCCCUCCAGCGGUACAGCCCCCAGGGGCCCCUCCGGUCAGAGACCUGGGUUCUGUACCCCCAGAACUGACAGCCAGCCGCCAGAGCUUCCACAUGGCCAUGGGCAACCCCAGCGAGUUCUUUGUGGAUGUUAUGUAGAGCCGUUGGGGCCAUGUCUGACUCCUCGGUGCUCCUGCUCCGUGGCUGGUGUCUGCCAGUCGCGCACCUGUUACUCCCCACAGUGCCUGGGCUCAGCCUGGCGGCUGCCGCCCACACUAAACUUAUUGCCACUGUGACUCACCAGCAGUGCCUGGUCCUUCCCCUCCCGCAGGGGUACACAAGGGACCUGUGGUUACUCUUAGCUUUAUUAUUUUUUAUAAACUUUUUGGGGGUUAAAGUAUACUUUGUUACAUUUUGGGGACUAUUUUUUUAAUAGACAUUUCCUUUUUUAUAUGAAGAAUUCCCAUUUCCUGGGCCCUUUCUUCUAACCCCAGAAUGUGGCCUCCUCCAGUCACCCCGUUGGCUCUGCCCUACGCAGGGUGGGGAGUGGUCCGUGGUACCCUGGGAGGAGAAGGGGUUUGGGCCCCCCAGACAGCAGGCCAAGGAAGCUGGGGUAUUUGGUACUGGGGCCUUGUAGCUGCCUUUGUUAUUCUAUUUAUUUUAGUCACUUGUAUAAAACACCAAAUAAAGCAAUAGAGGCAAACUC